Molecule: messenger RNA, 3927 nt
Organism: Fibroporia radiculosa
Lineage: Eukaryota; Fungi; Basidiomycota; Agaricomycetes; Polyporales; Fibroporiaceae
Exons: 15
Coding region: 1-3927 (1308 amino acids)
Source: RefSeq, a predicted model, not a curated record
AUGCAACCGAAGGCGCUGGAGACACAGCCAGAGGCGGAAACCAAAAACAGGGACUACUCCGCCCGGAUACAGGGUGCACUCCAAAGCUCUAUAUUUUCGAUUGGUGAUCUCUUCACGGACACCAGAGAUGGAGGAAAGGGUGUGCGGUUUCCCAAGGAUCUGCUGAAGGUACUGGAACAGAAGCUGCAGGACAUUGCUAUGGGCAAAGAUGCCGCUUAUUCCGACCAGCUCACACGACGGACUAUGGCUGUCUUCUAUGGUCAAGUGAAGGACGAAAACUUCCGGCGACAAAUGAAAGAAAAUCGCAAGAUCGAAGAACUCAUUCUUAUGUUCGCAACGAAUGCCACAAAUAUCCUCAAGAAGGAACCUAGUUUAGCGGGUGACGGCUGGAAAAUCGAGUUGAACAAGCACAUCGCCCACUUUAUUCGUCUUCUGCGAGAUUGUCUGCGUCACGUCAGUCAUGUCCCGCCGGAGUUAACCUCAAGGUUAGACAUGUACACCGAAAAAUUGGCACCGUCACAAGCAGCUAGUGAUUCUGGAUACGAUUCAUCAUCCACCUCUCGCGAUCGUGAUUCGGUGGUCCCCAUGAAAGCCAAGCGCGUCAGCCAGAAUUUAUCGGAGAUGUCGCUAGUAACGACAGCUGCGCAACUGUUCAAGUUGCCCGAUUUUGCAGUACAGAAAGAAAUUGAUGAAAUCUCAAAAUAUUGCACAGGGAAGGCAGCAUUAACAGAUUUGAAGGCGAGUCAUUCACUGAAAUGGGCAAGCUUCCCGGGCCGACGAGAAGAUUUCGCUAGUGAGGCUGCCUGGCAACACUGGCGAACAUUGGAAACUUCUCAUAUCUCACAGCUGAUGAUGGUCAUGGUGCAGGUCAAUCCUGAACUUGCCAAGUCCUCAUCGUCAGAUCCCUCUCCAUCCGAGGCUCGCCCUGUUUCGGUAUACUCACAGAUGUCAGCGCGGCCUGACUCGUUCUAUGCAUCGGGAACCUCGCGACAUGCAUCUAUCAGCAGUCGACAUUCUCUGGUACACACAAACAGUAUCUCGUCUGAUGAUUUUGGCACCAUCGGCGAGGGCGUCGACGGUGAUGAGGACAUUCCCGUCGGUCAUCACUUCACCUUCAUCCCUCCUAAUCCUAGGCGGUACUACCGAAGGUUGCUUGAGCAUUGUUUGAUUGCUGACCUAGAAGCUAUGCUGAGCCCGACGGUAGGUGACGAUGACGAGGUUUCAUUAGGAAUUCUCUCUGCAUCGCACAUUGAGCUCAUUAAUGAGUGUGCACUGCGGUGGCGAAUCGGCCAACCGUACCGCGUCUCGUGUUUCCUGGACUUGGUCAAACAAUUCUACGAGCGUAACGAAGUUCCACUGGAGUGUAUUCCAGAAGCGCUACAGAACAUAUCUAAGGUCAUACACGAAAUGGAUCUGGACAAAUGGCCUGUUCAAGAUCGCGAGUACUUGGGGCAAAUUUAUGGCAGUCUAUUCAGCAUAUUCCUGUCGGCAUUCUAUCAUGCCAUGGAUGCACUCCCUAAUUUGAAACCAUCUGAUAUUGCGCCCUAUGUACAUAUCCUUGAGACAGUGCGGGAUAGCGGUCUCCUUGCGCAGUACGACGUGGAUGUCUCUGCACGUCUGAAAGACGUCCAGGAACAAGUGCGAUCCGUUUCAGCCCGCUUUUAUGAGCAGAAAAGUCGCGAUCUACAGGCUACACCAGGAGUCAAUAUGGCACUUCCAUAUCUGCUCAUGACGGACGAGAUCGAGAAGGGGGCGAAGCUGUUGGACAAGCGAUUCCCGGAGCCUAUACUCGGUGAAUUAGAUAUUGUCUCGUUGGUGCUGGAGGUUCAAAUUCCCCACUUCAUCGCGGAUCUAGAUGACUCUCGGAAAAGGCUUUUCGCAGAUUCGAUGAAUGGGCCCACACCGGAUGUUCCUAUCCAAGACAUCUUUGCGCUAUAUCGCCGAACAAAGACGUUACUGGGAAUGUAUCAGGCAUUCUGUUCAAGCGGUCACAUCGACUUUGACUUGGGUGGAUUCUUUGAGCCAUACGUCCAGCAGUGGCUUGUGAAUACCGAUAGUAAGACUACUCAAUGGGUACAAGCAGCUAUUGCUGCUGACAAGUUUCAACCUGAGGGUACGGAAGGACAUAGUUCAUCGAUCGUCGACUUGUUUGAUUCUCUACGGAGUCCUAUCACCUUUCUCGAGGAUCUCGAGUGGGCGGACGAUUAUCAGGAGGCCCGAUUCUUUACCAGUCUAUCCAAGACCAUCAGCAAGGCAAUUGAACAGUACUGUCGCAGCGUGGAGGAAUUGUUUAUGGCAGAAAUGUUCCCAAGACCUUCUGAGUAUCUACAGCCUCAGAAGUCGUCCGCGUGGCUCGAGAAAGCUAAACAAUUGACAAUCACUGGUGAAAAGAAGAUUGAGCCAUUUACAUUUCAGCCCGAAUCGUGCGUCAAGCUCAACAAUGUUGAAGCAGCCCGACGAUUGUUGGACAAUAUGUAUACCCAGAUGCAGGCAGACAAGAAGAUGGAGGUCCUGGAGAGUGCUCCUCCGGUACCCGAGAAGGCUGAACGAGUGGAUCGGUUCUUAUUCACUGUCAAAAUUGUCAUCGCUGAGGGAUUGAUCCCACUGGACAGCAGUCCAUCGUCCAAACUCGACACCUUCGUGACUCUCAGCGACGAGCAAGGCAAUCGGCUGGCUAAGACACGAACUAUAUACGAAACCCUCAACCCCCGAUGGGACGAGACGUUCGACCUGUCCGUAGAGAAACCACUUUGGCUGAUGGUCAGCGUUCGUGACCGGGCGCUGAUUGGCAAGCAUGAUGUAGUUGGAAGGGCCUACAUCUGUCUUGACCCUCGGCGAUAUGGCGACUUCCUCGCUCAUGAUCAAUGGAUGGAUUUGGACUCUCAGGGACGGAUACUUCUUCGAGUCAGCAUGGAGGGCGAGAAGGACGACCUGCAAUUCUACUUUGGUCGCGCAUUCAGAUCACUCAAGCGAGCGGAAAGCGACAUGGUCCGCGUCUUCAUUGACAAGGUCUCGCCUUUCAUUCGACAAUGCGUCUCACGCACUGUUCUCAAGACACUUGUCAAGUCGAGUUCUGGUAGCAUCGACUACAACAAGGCGCUGGGCAAUGUGACCGCACUCUUUGGCCAAGCGCUUGGUUCCAAUAACUCCGAAGUCCAGAUACCACUCCCUUCAUCCGAGAAACCCCGCAUACGGCCAGAAGCACUCUCCGAUUUGGAGAUUGAGCAGGCCAUUGUACCGUUAUUCGACUAUCUCGAUGCCAUCCUGCCCACCUUUAACACGUAUCUCAGCGACUCGACGAAGGAGAUGGUGAUGACGAGAGUGUGGAAGGAGAUUCUGGCUGUUGUCGAACUGUUGCUUAUCCCCCCACUGUCCGACAUUCCCAGCGAUAUGAAACCGCUAAGUGACAAGGAGGUUGACAUUGUAUUCAAGUGGCUAAAGUUCUUGCGCGAUUACUUCUACGCCGGCGGAGAAGGACCUGUUCCCAUCGAGUCACUCCAGAACCAGAAAUACCGGGACGUGCUUUCGAUCCGGCUGUACUACGACUGGCAUACUGAUGCCCUGAUGGAGGAGUGCGUCCGCAUGAUGCAGCAGGCGCUCAAGGCCACGCCGGCGGUGAAGAAGCGGGCAAAGAGUGUGUACCAACAGCGCAACCUCGGCACGAUCAAGAACCGCAAGAAGGAGAAGCAGCAGGAGAAGGAGAUCAACAAUGGCGAGACGAUCCUCCGAAUUUUACGCAUGCGACCAAACACCUCCGACUUCAUUGCACAGCAGUUGCAGACGAUGACCAGCAUGCAGGCCGAGCGCGAGGCGCGCGAAAAGGAGAUGCGGCAGCGGAAGGUGCAGCGGCCACGGCAGGGCCAGCAAUCAAUAUCGGGCGUGCCGCCCGUCCCUCCGGUUCCGCCCUUGCCAUCGAAGGCGGCGUAG